Molecule: messenger RNA, 315 nt
Organism: Podarcis lilfordi (Lilford's wall lizard)
Lineage: Eukaryota; Metazoa; Chordata; Lepidosauria; Squamata; Lacertidae
Source: the annotation of a GenBank genome assembly
AUGCUGGGAGAUGUCGUAAAACCCGCUCCGGCUUCUUCCUGUAAUGGCCGAUUUCAGGGAUGCUGCAGAGGGAUUUUUUAUCUCCGGCAAAAGCCCGAUUUUCACCGAUCCGAAUGCAAAUGCGGAGCUCGCCCAAAUUAUGGGUGUCUCGGGAUAUGCAGCGGCCGAUUAAGUGCCCAAGAAUGUCCGAAGGCGGAGAAGAUUGCUUGCUUUAGGGGCCUCUUGAUCGUUGUCUCCAGUAUUGAUGAAAAUGUCGUGAUUCCGGUCGCUUCGUUGGCUGCGUGUCAUAGCGCCGUUUCAGUUUCUGCUGACUGA